CUAAUAUCCUCAAAGCACAAAUACUCAUAUAGUUCAUUAAUCUUGAAAAUUAAAUAUACUAUGGCUACAGGGCUUGAGAUUGGUGCAAAGGGUUCUGGUUCGGCACCACAAACCGGGAUGAACCGCGGAGUUGCCGUGCUCGACUUCAUCCUCAGGCUCGUCGCUAUUGUAGCGACCCUAGCAAGCGCCAUUGCCAUGGCCACAACCGACGAGUCGCUUCCCUUUUUCACUCAGUUCAUCAGGUUCAGGGCCGAAUAUAACGACCUCCCAACAUUUACGUUUUUCGUGGUGGCGAAUGCUGUCGUGAGCGCCUACUUACUUCUCUCUUUGGCUUUGUCGAUCUUCCACAUCGUACGGAGCGGCUCGCAAAACAGUCGAGUCGUGCUCAUUUUCUUUGACGCGGGAAUGCUGGCACUUCUUACAGCCGGGGCCUCGGCUGCAGCCGCGAUCGUGUACCUUGCGCACAAGGGUAACGCGCGGACCAACUGGUUCGCGAUUUGCCAGCAGUACAACUCGUUCUGCGAACGGACUUCGGGCUCAUUGAUCGGGUCGUUUGGUGCGAUUAUCGUGCUCGUCUUGCUUAUUCUUAUGUUGGCCGUGACUUUGGCUCGCCAGCAUUGAUCGUGACAAUUAAUCCAUUGUUUGGUGUGGUGGUUUGGUUAUGUAUGUAUAUACUGUGGUAAAUCAAAUUUGAUUUGGUUUGUUAUUUGUAAUGUUGUCCUUUGGAUUUGAAUGCAGAGUUUGGCGUUUUUUUCCUUACUUGGUUUUAUUUUGUCAUAAGGUGCUGAUAAAAGGAAAAGUUUGAAUGAGAUGACAUUGUGAGUUUAUGAGUAUCUGUGUAGGUGUCUUGUAACAACAGUUCUAUUUGAAAUCGCAAGCAAUCCCAUAAAGAACCUAG
Striga asiatica is the source of this 898-nucleotide messenger RNA. The record is from the annotation of a GenBank genome assembly. NCBI's taxonomy places the organism in Eukaryota, Viridiplantae, Streptophyta, Magnoliopsida, Lamiales, Orobanchaceae.